AUGGUCCCGAGGUUGGGAGACGACCCGAAACUCUUCAUCAAAAAUCUGCACUUUGAUGGAAUCCCAGUGAGAGUGUACCAGCCAAGAGCCCCCUCUGCUGGGGGGAGGAAGGGGGUCAUGUUCUUCCAUGGCGGGGGAUGGAUGUUUGGAAGCAUUGAUUCCUAUGAUGGUCUGUGCCGGUACAUCUCCAAGGAGGCGGAGUCAGUGGUGGUCUCUGUGGGUUACCGUCUGGCUCCAGAACAUCGGUACCCAGCAGCGUUUGAGGAUUGUCUGACUGCCACCAUCCACUUCCUACAGACUGCCGAGGAAUACGGGGUCGAUGCUUCCUCAGUCAUUAUCAGUGGGGACAGUGCAGGUGGUAACCUCACAGCUGCCGUCUGUCAGGCUCUGGUGGAGCGGACGGAUCUUCCGAAGCCUCUGGCCCAAGUUCUAAUAUAUCCUGCAGUCCAAGCAGUUGACUUCCACUUACCGUCCUACACACAAAACAGGGCAGUCCCCAUCUUGUAUCGGGAGCGAGCAGCCUUCUACAUGAUCAACUACAUGGAUGGUGACCUGUACAUGAUGGAAGACGUUCUGAAUGGAGACCAUGUCCCCGUGGAAAUGAAAAUGAAAUUUAAGAAGUGGUUGGGUGCCGAGAACAUUCCUGAUGAAUUUAAGGUCCGGGGGCGUGACCUCCGAGUCAUGACCUCCCACUCUGAAGACGUCUAUGAAGCUCACAAGAAGGCCCUUGAGCCUUAUUUCUCUCCAUUGCUGGCUGAAGAUUCUGUGAUUAGCCAACAACCAAAGACUUACAUUUUAACAUGCGAGUUUGAUGUGUUGCGUGAUGAUGGGAUUCUGUACAAGAAACGCCUGGAGGACCGAGGAAUCCCAGUCACCUGGUACCACGUGAAAGAUGGCUUCCAUGGCAUUGUCAGCUUCUUCGACAGUGGCAGACUUUCAUUUGAAUCUGGGAAGCUUGCUGUAGACAACAUAGUGAGUUUUAUUAAUGGGAUUUGA
Messenger RNA from Staurois parvus, 996 nucleotides. NCBI's taxonomy places the organism in Eukaryota, Metazoa, Chordata, Amphibia, Anura, Ranidae. The record is from the annotation of a GenBank genome assembly.